UACAUUUUUGAAUCAUUUCGCAGCUUGGACCGUAUAUUUCAGUGUAUUUCGAUAUUUUGUUAUUGUGUACCUACUAAAUAAUUUGUGUAAGACUUAUUUGUACAAGGAAUACAAACACUUUAUUGUGUGGCAUCAUUUUCUUUGUGAUCAUGGUCAAGCUUUGACCUCUGUAUUUUGAUUCAGUACAAAGACAUCUGGGACACAUCAACAUGUAUCAGAAACAAACUUUCGGCAACACCAGCACAGGAUUUGGGUCCUUCAAUGCUGGGGCCAGUACAUCCUCAUCGUUUAGCGGGUUCAAGCCAACCACUGGCACUAGUGCAUUUGGUGCACCACCCACAUUUGGUGCUGCGUCCACCUCACAGCCCACUACUGGGGGAGGGCUAUUCGGUUCGUCAAACACUAGCGGGGGUUUGUUCGGGAGCACCGCAACUCCCGCGCAGGCGCCGGCAUUCGGCGCGACUAGCGGCUUCGGCGGCUUCGGCUCCACCAACACCGGCGGCGGGCUGUUCGGCAACAACCAGUCCACAGGGCUGUUCGGCGCCAAUCAGAACACUUCGGCUUUCGGCGCUAAACCUGCUGGUUUCGGCUUCGGCAGUACGGCUACAACGGGCACGACAGGCGGGCUGUUCGGCUCCCAGCCCUCCACCAGCACCGGCAUGUUCGGCCAGCAGAACACCUCCAUUGGUGGGGGACUGUUCUCCGGGAGUACUGGUGCUUUCGGGCAGCAGACCGCUGCGGGUACGGCGCACGUCAAGUACUCGCCGGUGGUGGGCACCGACGUCGUGAUGAAGGCCGGCACCUCGCAGAACGUCAACAUUAAACACCACUGCAUCACUUGUAUGAAGGAAUACGAAGGCAAAUCACUGGAGGAGCUGCGGUUGGAGGACUACACCGCGGGGCGCAAGGGCGCGGCGGCGGGCGGCAUGUUCGGCGGCUUCCAGCAGCAGCAGGAGGCUAAACCGCUGUUCGGUGCUACACCGGCUUUUGGGCAGCCGGCCACCACCAGCGCUCCGAGUCUGUUCGGCGGCGGCAGUAUGGGUAACACGAGCGGCUUCGGCCAGACAAACACAUUUUCGUUCGGCGGCGCGGCUCAGACCAACACCAACACAACGGGCGGUCUGUUCGGCAACAAGCCCGCAUUCGGUGCCGCGGCUCCUACUGGUACGGGGCUGUUCGCGAACACGGCGACGACGCAGGCGCCGGCGUUCGGCACCACCAACACCUUCGGCUUCGGCGCCAACACACAGCAGCAGCAGUCUGGCGGACUGUUCGGCGCCAAGCCGGCGACGACGGGCUUCGGCGCGCCGGCGACCUCGGGCUUCGGCAGCUUUCAGGGCGGAGGCCUGUUCGGCAUGAAGUCCACCGCCGCCCCCACAUUCGGCGCCGCUGCCCCGGCGUUCGGAACGACGGCGGGCGCGUUCGGCACGAACACGUCGACUAGCGGUGGGCUGUUCGGCAACAACACGUUCGGCAAGCCCGCCACCACACAACCAACAUUUGGUUUUGGCAACACGCAGCCCACACUCGGCACAGGUCUAGGCAUGGGGCUGAACAACUCGUUCCAGGCGAAGCCCGCGGCGCCCGCGUUCGGUAACCUCGGCACCGGCACCUCGAUGUUCCAGCAACCCGCGCAGAACACAUUCAAAACUGGUUUGGACAGUGGGUUGGGAGGGGGAGGUAUGUUCGGUAACACAUCGACACUCGGAGGAAACACGUUCGGUCUUGGAAUGAAUAACACAAACACAAGCAUGUUAGGGGGCGGUGUGGGUGCGUCAGCGGGCGGCAACGUGCACGAACAGAUCCUCACGCUGGCGGCGCGCCCGUACGGCGACUCGCCGCUAUUCAAGGACCUGCUGCCGGAUAGCUCGGCGAACGCAGACGAAGCCCUAAAGCCGACGAACCCGGCGGCGGUGCGCGCGGUGUUGGACAGCUCCGCCUACCGCCUGUCGCCCGCCUCCCCGCGCGUGCACGUCACGCCACGCGCCGCACUCACUGACAGGAAAUCCCUAUUCGACGGUCUAGAGGAGUCGGACGCGAGUCUAGAGGACAAGUUGAGCCUCAAGCCGAGCCGCAAGCGGUUGGUGCUGCGGCCGAAGAACAGCAACGAUGAUGUUAAUGACUCCGUCGACCAGACUGAUAACAGAUCGUUGGAAGAGCCAAGUCGACCGAAUACAGAUAACGCACCGGUACCGCGCGAGCAGCCUGCUGUACGCCGUAUAGAGGAGUUUGUCACAUCUACAGAGAGAAAGAGUUUAGAGGAGAACAAUAAUCAUAAUGUAGAGACCAAUGGAGAUAAAAAUGGAAGUUGGCUGGGCUCGGGUAAAUUGCCAUGGAACGACAAGGAGAAAUCUUUAGACAAUGACACACCUAGAUUAUAUCCAAGUUUAGAAAGAGAAAUGCGGGGAGAGUGCGAGCAGACAUCGGAAAGGAGAGCCAGUUGGUUAACAACGAAACCGCUUCGGAAACCACUGUCGUCCAACCCGGAGUUGGCGGAGAACUCCGUACGCGAGCUCGGCGUCCGCGCGGACCGCUCAUCCGUAGAUAAAGAGAACAAUGAUAGUCUGUCAGUAUCUGAGGAUGAGCACGUGCCGUGCCGCGACGCGCCGCCGCACCCCGCCGGCGUGAAGCUCACGCGCCCCGGCUACUACACCAUACCAUCGCUAGAUGAGAUGAUCACGUACAUGCGUGCGGACGGGACGUGCGUGGUGCCGCACCUGACCGUCGGCCGCCGCAACUACGGCAACGUGUUCUACGACUGCGAGAUCGACGUCGCUAACAUGGAUCUAGACGCGUUGGUGCAUUUCCUAAACAAGGAGGUGAUAGUGUACCCUGAAGACUCAGACAAGCCUCCAGUGGGUUCCGGGCUGAAUCGACGUGCGGUGGUCACACUCGACCGUGUUUGGCCGCGCGACAAGACUCUACGACGACCCAUCACAGAUCCUGACAGGCUGUUGAAAAUGGACUACGAGGGUAAACUGCGGCGCGUGUGCGACAAGUACGACACCAAGUUCAUAGAGUACAGACCGCAGACUGGCAGCUGGGUGUUCAGGGUGGAACACUUCAGCAAGUACGGUCUAACGGACUCCGACGAGGAGGACGAGCCCGCACCCGACGUGCUCAAGCGGCAGCUCGCCGACCAGCAGUUGCAGCAGUCUGCUGCUCCAGCAAAACCUCAGCCCAUGGCUGGCCUCGGUGGACUAGGCAGUCCUGGACUCGCCGUUGGGCUACUAUCAGGCCAGGGACUCGCGGGGCCGCCUAUAUCCAGCCCCGGCCUGAUGGGCCCUGGCUUAGCUGGCUUGUCCGGAGUUGGCCUGAUGGGCUCUGGCCUAGCUGGAUCUGGCCUUAGCGGACCUGGCCUCAGUGGCCUGGGCUUCAACUCGAGCGGCGGCCUGCUGUCCUCAGAGGAUUUAUAUGCUAUGCAGCAGACCUCACUCAACUUACUCAAUGGAAGUUCUAAGGCUUUCGACAUGGACGUGACAGAAGAUCAGACAGAAGCGCCGAGCCUAUAUUCGGACAACAGAGCGUAUGGUGUGAAGAGUCCGACCAGCGAGCUGGCGAGGCUGGAGCACCGACACAGCCACGACGUCCAGCUCAUGAAGGCCUCGUUGUACGCCGAUACAGAAAUGGAGGACGACGUGUCGAUAUCGACGGGCGACCAGCAAGUACCUCAGACGGCGGUGACGAGCCUGCUGUCGCUGCCGCCGCCGCGGGAGGCCGUCAGCGUCGUGGAGACCAUGCAUGAGGACGCGCCGCAGGUGACUGAAGAAGUAAUAAUGAGGCCGCUGGUGGUACACCCGCACACCGUCGUACUCAAAUAUCACAAGAAGGUGCCGCCCUUCAAGGAAACUAUCGCAGGUCGCCUGGGAGCGGCGCACAUAGCGGACAUGGGCGUGUGCCGCGCGCGCCACACCCGCGUCGGGUUCGGCCCCGCGUCCACGCUCGUAUACCCCACCUCCUUCGACUCCGUCAGCCAGCUACCCACCAGUGCGGCGCUGAGCGCACUGGGUCAUUACGUGCGCGGUCGCGGCGCGGACGACUGGAGCGAGCCGGUGCUGGCGCGGCUGGCGAUCGCGCGGCCGAGCUCGCAGCACGCACAGGACACCCUAGCGCGUCAACUCGAGUGCCUUCUCGAGUACUCUGAGAUCAAAUCCACUGAGCUCCAGAGCGGGGAGAUCUGCCCGCAACUGGUGGUGAAGGAGUCGGCCAAAGACCGCCUAGGGCUGCUGCGGGCGCUGCUGGGCGUGGCUGCUAAAGCCACGGAGUACACGCCAGACUUUGGCGUUUCGUCGGCGUACUGUCUGCAAGUGUGGAAACUAUGUGACGCACUGUGGGGAGCAGAUUUGGAAAAUGAUGGCGUGCCAGGCACGGACGACCAGUCAAUAGUGCAUCGGCACGAGCGGCUGCUGCGCUGGAUGCGGGAGUGCGUCGCCGAAGUCACUGAUAAGGAGUUAGCGGAGACCAACAGACCUGAGCCGGAGGACGAGUCGGACAGUCACAGCUCUAAGGUGUGGAGUCUGCUAAUCGGCGGUCGGGUGCUGGAGGCGUGUAAGCUGGCGCGCGAGAAGGGAGAUCUCAACAUGGCGGUGCUACUGGCACAGGCUACUGGCGAUCCCGGUUUCCAAUCGCUCCUGUCGCGUCAGUUCCGCGUGUGGCGGGACAGCGGCGCGGCGGCGCACGUGUGUGCGGCGCGGCUGGCGUGCCUGCAGCUCGCCGUGGCCGAGCGCCCGCCCGCACUUGCGCCGCUGGAUUGGCCGCGCGCGCUGCACGCAACCGCCAGAUACCUGUGCCCGCAAGUGCCGUCCCUGGAGCAGGUGGUUCGGACGUACGAAGGCUACUUCGCGGACGGUGAUGAGGAGGUGGACCUGGCCGCGCUGCCGGAGCAGGAGAUGGGCAUGCAGUUCCCCCUGCCGCCGUAUGCCAAACAGUUCGUAACGGAGACUGAUGACGGCGCAAAGAGGCGCGUGCUCGACCUCCGGUACUCGCUAAUACGUGCGCGCGCGCUGCACGCCCGCCCGCGCGUGCGACCCGCUGCGUACACGCCAGACCCCACCGAUUACAGCUUAAGUUUCCUGCUGGAGGCGUGGUUCGGCACGGCGAGCGCGCAUGCGGUGGUCGGCGCGGCGCAGCAGCUGGAGGCGCAGGGCGACUGGCACCGCGCCGCGCAGGCGCUCGCCUACCACCCCGAUACUGCGGCUCGCUGCUACCUAAUCCGCGAGGUGCUAUCCCGCCAUGCGCCGGCGCGGGCGGAGUCGCCGGAGCUGCGGGCGCGGCUCGAGCUGGUGCGGCGGCUGCGCGUGCCGGAGAAGUGGCUGCUACUGGCGCAGGCGCACCGCGCCAAGUAUGAGCACCAACAAACGCUAGAAGUGCAGUAUCUGGUGGGUGCGGAGCAGUGGAACGCGGCGCACCGCGUGCUCAUCGAGGACUUGUUACCAGAGGCCGUGUUGUCGGACAAUCUUCAAAGCCUCAAGGACAUACUGGAGAAGAUGCACGCGGCGUCUGAGCGGCACGAGGUGAGCGGAUGGGAGUGCGGCGGGAAGGCGCUCUACCACUACUUGCGUGUUUGCGAUGAGAUCCGCUCGCUAGUGGUAGACGCGGACGAGGGCGGCGAGCGGGCGGACGUGCCGCGGCGGCUGGAGGCGCUGCGGCCCGAGCUCACAGCCGCAUGCCACGCCCUGAGACGACUAAAAGUCACGGGCGUUCGCGGUCUGGCGGCGCGGGCGGAGAUGGGCACGCGGCUGGUGCAGUUGGCGCUGGCGGGCGGCGAGAGCGCGCGCCGGCUGCCCGCGCUGCUGCAAGCGCUGCGCCUGCCGCCGGACUGCGCCGCGCGCGCGCUGCACCAGAUAACAUCGGACCUGGCUGAGCAGGCGUCUGAGCUGUGUGUCGACUCCACCCCCUCCUCACCGACCUCACACAUGGUGGAGAGCUAACUAGUAUAAGUCAUUAUAUUUUUAUACUAUGUAUGAGAUUCAUAUGCUGUAAGAUGUUGCGUUCUUUGGGCCCAUUUUGUAGCAUUUUGGUAGUAUCUCCUUUGCGUAGCCUCUGUGUGUAUUUAAAUCGCUAGUUUAGACGCAAAAAUUAAAUUUCUUGCGUUCAAACUUUGGUGAAAAAUGAUACGCGCCAAGGCUACAUAGCAAAGCUACGAUGCCACAAAUGUGGACCCAGCUAUACGCCACAGCAAUUUUAUCCUUCACUUUUACGUUAUAUACGUGCAACUUUCGCAACAGAGUUAUUAGCUAUGUCCACACUAUGCGCUUUCGUCUUCAAUUUUCGUCAUCU
Messenger RNA from Aricia agestis (brown argus), 6279 nucleotides. It is a transcript of the gene Nup98-96, whose product is annotated as nuclear pore complex protein Nup98-Nup96. The record is from RefSeq and is a predicted model, not a curated record. Gene Ontology annotation, biological process: RNA export from nucleus; protein import into nucleus; post-transcriptional tethering of RNA polymerase II gene DNA at nuclear periphery. Gene Ontology annotation, molecular function: structural constituent of nuclear pore. The transcript is spliced from 48 exons. The coding region runs from base 210 to 5930 and encodes 1906 amino acids. NCBI's taxonomy places the organism in Eukaryota, Metazoa, Arthropoda, Insecta, Lepidoptera, Lycaenidae. Gene Ontology annotation, cellular component: nuclear pore cytoplasmic filaments; nuclear pore.